CAAACGCAGUAGGUUCACCAAAGCGAUCUCGUCAUCGACGGAAGAAACCGCAAAGUGGCUCUCCAAGUCCAUUGAUGAGACCGUCGUCGAAAUCGCUAACUCAAAUUAUUGCCGAACGAGAAAGGAAAAAACGAGAAUGUGACAAGAUCGAAAUGCAAAUGUCGUCUACCAUGAACGAAAUUGGUCAAAUCAAUCUUCAAAUGGAUGAGCUUAUGAAUAAACGAAAAGCGCUGGAAGCCAAAUGGGCAAAAUUAGAAGCCAAAGAACGCCAACUUCAAAUUUUGAUGAUCUCAGCGAAACACUGCUGGAGGCUGAAGGGGGAUGGGAUGACAAGGACAAUGCAAGCUUGCGACGCAAACAACGACAAGAGAAAGAAGACGAGGACGAGGAUGAAGAACUGGAAUUUGGCACCGUGAUGAAGACUUUGAGCGGACACGAAGAUGCGAUCUUGUGCUUGGAUUUCAACCACCCCAAAGGCAUCCUUGUAUCGUCUUCCUUGGAUGGUACAGUGCGUGCAUGGGAUCUACAACUGAAUCAGUGUAUAGGAAUGCUGGAAGGUCAUUCAAGCACGGUACGAUGUCUUCAACUGGACAAUGCGCGUCUGUUCACAGGUUCCGACGACGGUACCAUCCGCCAUUGGGAUCUAACUGCCAUUCCUCCUAUUCGUUCUCCAACAUCCAUGGAUUCAUUUUCCAAUUUCUCCAGCGCGCCGAGCUCACCGACUCUAUCUACUGUCACGGCCGCGGAAGAUCUUGUACCAUCAUUCAACGAUGGUGGAUUGGGCGUUUUCCAGGGACACACAGGAGAAAUUACUGCGUUAUAUACCGAUCAUCAGACGAUUGUGUCGGGAUCCAAUGAUCGAACCAUGAAACAAUGGGACAUAGAAACGCAGCAGUGUAUCCUCACCUUGGAUGUUCAAUGGGCGAGUAAGGGUGGAAACACUUCGUUUUCCUCAGGUUGGGAUACGUUAGCAGCACUGGAAAAUUGGACCUUGGAUAGUCUUCGCUACACAAACUUUGAACGAAGUAGUGAUUACAUCGGAGCGUUACAGUUUUGGAAUUUUGCUUUGGCUAACGGUACAGUGGACGGCAAAAUUCGAAUGUGGGAUUUACGAACGGGUCAAGCGCACCGUACAUUACCUGGACAUAACGCUGCUGUCACUUGUCUACAAUUUGAUGAAGUUCAUCUUGUCAGCGGAAGCGCUGAUAAAACAAUUCGAAUUUGGGAUUUGCGAACCGGUUCCGUGUUUGACACACUAACCUAUGAAGGACCAGUGACCAGUCUUCAGUUUGAUGCAGGCAAAAUCAUCAGCGGUUCAAAUUCCGCACAGAUUGAUAUUUAUAACCGUACAUCCUUCCAACAUACCAGCCUUGUGGGUCAUUCCGAACCAGUGAAUUCGAUCCGAUUCCGCAAUAACGUGUUAGCCAGCGGCAGCAGGGACCAUGCGAUUAAGUUAUGGGCACUUUAAGUGGCUGUUUUGUAAAGUAUACAACUUUUUGAUUUCGUUUCUUGUCAACUUAAUACGUGAUGAAACUCCUUUGUCUUUUGGAUUUUUCUUCCA
Messenger RNA from Radiomyces spectabilis, 1561 nucleotides. Its product is annotated as WD40-repeat-containing domain protein. Gene Ontology annotation, cellular component: cytoplasm; nucleus. The transcript has 10 exons. NCBI's taxonomy places the organism in Eukaryota, Fungi, Mucoromycota, Mucoromycetes, Mucorales, Radiomycetaceae. Gene Ontology annotation, molecular function: ubiquitin binding. The record is from RefSeq and is a predicted model, not a curated record. The coding region runs from base 242 to 1468 and encodes 408 amino acids. Gene Ontology annotation, biological process: proteasome-mediated ubiquitin-dependent protein catabolic process; ubiquitin recycling.